AAUUUUCUCACCAGAGUGACAAAAUCAGGGACUCCUAAAACACUAGCCCAUUUCCUUCAUUUCCUUGGAAUAAAACCCAUGAUCUUUAGUUCCUCAGAGAAGUGAAAGUAGCAACAAGGAAUCCAGUCAUUCCUGUUAUCUGCAGGCUUUAUAAGUCAGCCAGCCUAAGGAGGUGGCCUGAGGAAGUGGCUCUUAGCCCGUGCUCCUCACACUGCUGUCCUCUCACCGAGCCCUGAAUCCGGGAGAAGAGCCAGGAUGUCUCCAUCCCUGGCCGCCUUGCUGCUUCUCCUGUCCAUCAACGGCAACCUGGCCCUGAAGAUCUGCUCCUUCAACGUGAGGUCCUUUGGGGAAACCAAGACGGAAAACCAGAAUGCCAUGGAUGUCAUUGUGAAGGUCAUCAAACGCUGCGACAUCAUCCUACUGAUGGAAAUCAAGGACAGCUCCAACAUGAUCUGCCCCAUGCUGGUUGAGAGGCUGAAUGGAAAUUCAAGAAGCACAACAUACAACUAUGUGAUUAGCAAUCGGCUUGGAAGAAAUACAUAUAAAGAACAGUAUGCCUUUCUCUACAAGGAAAAGCUAGUGUCUGUGAAGAAAAGCUACCUCUACCAUGACUAUCAAGCUGGAGACGCAGACGUAUUUUCCAGGGAGCCCUUUGUGGUCUGGUUCCAGUCACCCCACACUGCUGUCAAGGACUUCGUGAUUGUCCCCCUACACACUACCCCCGAGACAUCCGUUAAAGAGAUUGAUGAGCUGGCUGAUGUCUAUCUGGAUGUGAAACGCCGUUGGAAGGCAGAGAAUUUCAUUUUCAUGGGUGACUUCAACGCAGGCUGCAGCUACGUCCCCAAGAAGGCCUGGGAAAGCAUCCGCCUGAGGACUGACCCCAGAUUCAUUUGGCUGAUUGGGGACAGAGAGGACACCACGGUCAAGAAGAGCACCAACUGUGCAUAUGACAGGAUCGUGCUGAGAGGACAAGAAAUCGUCGACUCUGUUGUUCCCAAAUCAAGCAGUGUUUUUGACUUCCAGAAAGCUUACGGGUUAACUGAUGAGGAGGCCUUGGAUGUCAGUGACCACUUCCCAGUUGAAUUUAAACUACAAUCUUCAAGGGCCAUUACCAAUAGAAAAAAGUCUGUCUCUUUAAAGAAGAAAAAGAAGGCCAGACGCUCCUAGAUACAAGGGUGUCAUUUUAUUAGCCAUUUCUUGCCUCUUAAAAGAGCUCUAACAGGUAUGAACUGCUCCCUGCACUCCGGAAACAAGAUUGGUCCAACUGCUUUCAUUUUUCAACUUGAAUUUAAUCCUACUUGAGCCAAAUUGGGAGGAGAGUCUUCUAUGAUCCCACUUGGGCUCCCACCUCCUUUGAAUUACUCAAAAGAAAGCUAGGGGCUUUUGCAGUCCAAAGAAAGGUCUUCAUGUCCUGAGCUAGAACUCCACCCACUAUUACGGACAUGGCCCAACCCUGCUGUGGAGAGGCUGCAGAAGGACUGUCAGUUUUCAGUCUUCACAAGGGGAUCCCACUCCAUGGAGAAUGAUCAGAAAUGCCAGGGCCCCAACUGCACCCCAUGAUUUGGACAAUUGACUGUUUUGGGAAUCCGGCCCCUUCUGUCUGAGGUCAAGCCACCGUCAUGUCUCAAAGGAAUGAAGUCUGCUCCUACCUGAUCUUCCUGCCUCUGAAUUGUCCUCCAACUCAGACACCACCAAUGUCAUCCUUUGAAAUUUCAUUCUGACCACAGAUCAGCUGCCUUCCCACCCCUGCUUAUAAAUCCUUCAGGGGCUCCUGUGACCAUUCAGAGAGAGCCCAGAGAUUUUGGACAUCCACGAAGAUCUCUAUAUCAGGCAAAUCAUGUCGGCCUGACCUUCACCUCACCUUGCGCUUUAUGCCCAGCAGGACUGCCCCUCCCCUGUGCCCACGUGCCCUGUCUCAUCCCAGAGCCUGGGCUAAGUGCCCUUACCCCCAUGUACACCAUACCCCUAUUGUAACAUUCACCACAUUGCAUUUGUCACCAAGGCCACUAUUAGGACUCUUAGAAGGACCUGGUGAUCAAAGACCCAGUUGGCUGGCAGGGACUUGAGGAUUUUGUUAUAUUUCUGCAACAAAGUGUUGCAGAGGAAUCCAGCAACAUGGCACCACUUUACCUGUAUCCUGUAAUCAAAAUGUGACCAUUUUGUUUGUUUUGCUUUGUUUUCUCUUAUAUUGUUUCUUUGUUCAAGCAGUGCAUGAACAUUGCUUACUGUGCGAGCAAUACCAAAGAGUGUGCACUGAGGAGAAAUGCUAUACCCUGACAACCAGCCUCUACUUUUCUGUCUCAGAAGCAACCCCGCUUAACCAGCUUAUACGUUCUUCCACAGAGGCUGUGCCUAAAUAAGCACCAUAUAUAACCUUGAAAAAUACAGUUUAUAACAAACUACA
This is a messenger RNA of Rhinolophus ferrumequinum (greater horseshoe bat), 2404 nucleotides long. It is a transcript of the gene DNASE1L3, whose product is annotated as deoxyribonuclease 1 like 3. Gene Ontology annotation, cellular component: nucleus. The record is from RefSeq and is a predicted model, not a curated record. Gene Ontology annotation, biological process: programmed cell death involved in cell development; apoptotic DNA fragmentation. Gene Ontology annotation, molecular function: DNA nuclease activity. NCBI's taxonomy places the organism in Eukaryota, Metazoa, Chordata, Mammalia, Chiroptera, Rhinolophidae. The transcript is spliced from 8 exons. The coding region runs from base 256 to 1167 and encodes 303 amino acids.